CUCGACUACUUUCAGAAGAAAAGUUUUGCAACUUGCAAACUCGUCAAAAGUUUGUCCAGCACAAAGAAGUCGGUCUAUCAGCCGUAUAAAGGAUUAACGAGGAAGGAUGAAGCAAUCCGUGUAAUGACGUCGCCAUGUUUGUUCAUCUACAGGAAGGAUUGUAUAACUUUGUGUCAGAACUUUUGUUACAUAUUGCUCCAGGGUUGUUCAUGUAGCAGAGCUUUUAUUUUUCUUCCUCACUUGUCAUUGUGUUCUCUGCAUUGACCACACGGUUUGGAGUAUUUUUGUUUCUUUGUGGUGUUCCUACUGACUAUAAUUUCUAUAAACAAAACAAACCAAAAAGUGUCAGUAGAAGUGAAAUGAUGCCAAAGAUAAGUCUGAGUGCGGCGGUCACUGGGCUUCUGGUGCUCGGCUUCAUGUCGUCCUGCAGACCUGACACAUCUCCAUCCUGUCACGGAGCUUACGACCUGUACUUCGUGUUGGACAGGUCGGGAAGUGUCUCGACUGAUUGGAUCCAGAUCUAUGAGUUUGUGAAAAAUCUUGUAGAUCGAUUUGUAAGCCCCAAUAUGAGGGUUUCGUUCAUUGUUUUCUCAUCAAGCGCCGAAGUCAUUUUGCCUCUCACUGGAGACAGGGGACAGAUAGAGAAAGGCCUAAAUGCACUGAGUAAAGUUAUACCAGCAGGAGAUACAUACAUGCAUGAAGGAAUUAAAAAGGCGGCUGAGCAGAUAACAGAACAAACCAAAAAGUCUUCAAGCAUCAUAAUUGCAUUGACAGACGGGAAGCUCGCUGUAUAUGUCCAUGAUCUUACUGUACAACAGGCAGAUAAAGCAAGGGAGUAUGGAGCUCGUGUAUAUUGCGUGGGUGUUAAGGAUUUUGACAAAGAUCAGCUGGCUAUGGUGGCUGAUAGUCCUAAUCAAGUCUUCCCAGUCAAUGAGGGCUUUAAGGCUCUGAAAGGAAUUGUAAAUUCGAUCCUAAAGCAGUCAUGUACUGAGAUCUUAACACUUGAGCCGUCCAGUGUCUGUGUGAAUCAGUCUUUUAACAUGGUCCUCAAGGGGAAUGGAUUUAUGCAGGGACGAGACCAAGAUGGAGUCCUUUGCAGCUUUAUGGUGGAUGGUCAAACUUACUAUGAGAAAGCAACCACGGUGCGAAAUGACUAUGUGCUGUGUCCUGCACCAAUGCUUCAGUAUGCUGGACAAAAAAUGGAAGUUCUUAUCAGCUUGAAUGGGGGCAAGUCUUUUGUUACUAGUCCUUUCACCAUCACUGCUACAUCUUGUUCGGACGGGACCAUCGUGGCCAUUAUAUUCCUUGUGCUGUUGCUCCUUGUUGCUCUGGCUCUCAUGUGGUGGUUCUGGCCUCUGUGCUGCACUGUGGUUAUUAAAGACCCACCUCCUCAAAGACCUCCUCCUCCACCACCUCAACCAGAGGAGAGUCCACUUGCAAAGAAGAAAUGGCCAACUGUGGAUGCUUCGUAUUAUGGAGGAAGAGGGGCCGGGGGUAUCAAACGCAUGGAGGUACGCUGGGGUGAGAAGGGCUCAACAGAGGAGGGGGCGAGACUGGAAAAAGCCAAGAAUGCAGUGGUUUCAAUACCAGAAGAGGUGGAACAGCCGACGACCAAUAAGCCCAAACCUGCACCUGCUUACUAUCAAUCUGAAACGAAAUGGUACACUCCAAUCAAGGGUCGUCUGGAUGCACUAUGGGCUCUUCUGCGAAGACAGUAUGACCGAGUUUCCCUCAUGAGACCCAGUGGUACAGAAAAGGGACGCUGCAUGAAUUUCAAUCGAGUUUCUCAUCGCUAGAAAGACAUCAUGCAUCAAAAAAUAUUGAGAAAAUAUCAGAGGAAAAAUCAAAAAAACUGUUUAAGGGUUUGUUUAUUUGAUUUUUUUUUUCUUUUGAGAAAAUAUUCUUUGUCCAUUGGCCAUUGUAUUACAACAUGUAUUAGUUUAACAGCCUUUCGAUUGAUCCCAUUGGCCAUGCCAUUAUAUCUGAAUCUGUCUCCAUGUCUAAAGGCAUAACUUCCUAAUAUUUUAAGAUUAAUGUAUGAGGAAUCAAUCACAAGAGUUUGUGCCACAUUUGGGUUGUAUUUUUAUACACACCAAGGGUUUAACAUAUUCUGACCAUAUUGUGCCUUAUGUGGGGGUGAAAAAAAAAGGAGCUAAUUUUAAGGACACAGACGGAGGCUACUUUAGAGGGGAAAAUAAAAAAGAGAAAGUCUGUUUGGCGUUGGAGUCAAUAAUCCCAGUAGACUUGGUGAGUGCAGAAAGUCCAGUGCCUCUUGGCAAUGUCUCACCACAAAGCCUCUCCAGUAUCGCCCAGUGCCUAGCGGGACCUCUGUGACUGCAGAUCCUGUCAUUUUAACACUGAGAAGUGCACACGCAUGACAAACUGUAGACAGAACGCCCUAAGGUCCUGGAUGCGCUAGGACUUUGCCCUUUAGUUUUGUAGAGACACCUUUCCAUCAUCACGCACUCAGGAACAGAGUAAUUAACAGAGCGUUACAGUAUCUCUCCACGAGACAUCACAUGACCAAAGCUACCUUUUGGCGCUUUUCUGUAACUAAUAUAUUCCCUCAGUUAAAAAUGCACCUUAAUGUACAAAUAUAAAUAUAGAGAUAUAGCCGUCAAGCCACAGCUGAUCUUUAAAAUCUCUAACUUAAAAGUAUCAAACUUAAUUAAAUUAAUUAAAGGCACAACCAGUCAGCAUCCUUCAAAGCAUGUGCUCAUCUUUUUUUAUGCCUUUUGACACCUAAUGACCCAUUACUGUGUGUGCAUCAGUUGGAAUUAAAACACGCAUCAUGCAAAUCCCAAAAUACGAAUUCUGAAAGGGUGUCAGACGAACGAGUAUUGUUCAUUUCCAGAUAUUAUCCUCAUCUCACACACACACACACAAGCAAUAUAUAUUAUUUGUACAUCCGUCCGACGCGCUGUCAUGACGCCGUUCAGGAAAUGAUGCCAGUGCUGAUAGAAAUGCCGUCGGGGAAGAGGGCAGCAGCUGAAGGGAAAAAAAAGGCUCGAACGAUCCAGUCACUUUGGAUGCACUACUUCAGAUGCAGAAUGGAUAUUCGAGUGGAAAUCUGACAAAGCGCGCCAGCUUUGAUGGGAAGCAGUAUAGACAAUGACCAGUGGCUGGGUCAGUGGGAUGUCUCGAUGCAAGCAGGGAAGCUUAUCAAAUGACACUAAAAAUAAGUUCAACAACCAUCAAGUUUGAGGGGGAACGAAAAAGGGGUGCAGACGCUCCUAUUCUGUGUGCAGACGAGAGCAUGUAGACAGUAGGGGAAAUGCCAAAGCACGCCGCUCUAAUUAUUCCUUUGUUGUCUUCAUUUGAAAGCCGUGAUUUACUCCUCAGGCCGCAAACCAAAAAAAAGUCUUAAAAAUAAAUAAAUAAAUAAAUAAAUAAGCGUAUUUUGAACAAAUUCAUUGCAUUUUUUUGGGCGCAUACAAAAAUAUUAUUUGUCAUUCUUAUUUUAACAAAUGUCACAAUUUCAUGAACUGAUAUUCAAACUAAUUUGAUAUUUACACAGACUAACACAGCUUUUUUAUUAUACUAUCUCACAUAUAAAAGUUAUCAGCACAUUUCAGCCUUGGUCUCCAGUGCACUAUUGUGGAGAGCUUUGAGUCAUAGCAUUUAUAUAUAUAUACUUUCCACUCUUUUUCUUUUUAAAUGUAUUUUAUAUUUAUGUGUUUUUAUAAUUAUCACAUUGGGUCUCUUACUAUUUCUGCACAAUAAUGUACUUUCACAGGGAUUUGUGGCUUCAAUUAUACUGACGUGCCUCAUAAUCCAAUUUUGCACCUUUUUUAUUUACAAGAUUAAAAUUUCAAUCUAGUUCUGUGUGUAAACUUUUUAGUAAUCAAAAGCACCAGCAUGGAAAUUGGUCUGUUUUUAUUAUUAUUAUUAUUAUUAUUAUUAGUAGUAGUAGUAGUAGUAGUAGUAGUAGUAGUAGUAGUAAUAAUAAUAAUAAUAAUAAUAAUAAUAAUAUUUUUUGUGCUUUUUUUAGACUCAUUUUUUAAGUGGCAUGCAAAAACAUAAACAAAUACUAGCAAUCAUUAUAAUAAUAAUAGCAGAAAAUUAGCAGAAAAUGUUUCAAUAUUUUUUAAAUGAAAAUAUUCAAUUAAUUACAAAUGUUCAGCUUUAGGGCUUGACAUAAGAUUGCACUAGUGUCUUAUUAACAUUUUUGUUUUUAUGAAUUUUAAUGAUAAUGCUGUGAUUUUAAACUGAAUGUGUAAUUUAAUUGGCAUCCAAAGGAGAAAUCGUGUACAUUUUCAGGAAUAAUUUAUUUAACAAUAACACACAAGUUGAUGUGGAUCUGUUCCAACCUUACGAUCCUCCGUUUCUGUUCCAGUCAUUUUUAUUCAUAUUAAAUCUUGCUAAUAUUUCUCAUAUGCAUAUUGAAAAUGUGAAAAAUGAGUGAAAACAAGUUUGCUGGGUGAUGCCUCACACAUGGGCAUUAUUAGUGAGUGUACGCAGAGUGGUUAUAAGUGUAUUGUACAUUGCAGCAGUAUUCACAGAUAUAGUAGAAUGCUUCACAGGUGCUAAAAUAUCCUGUAUUAUCCUGUAAAACGUUGCUUUGCACUGUGAGUGAAAUCCGUCGUCAUGGAGCUUUGCUGAAACAUUUCAUUUGCAUUAUUGUUCUGUCCAUUUGUAUGAAAUAAAUGUAGCUAUAUUUUG
Tachysurus fulvidraco (yellow catfish) is the source of this 4662-nucleotide messenger RNA. RefSeq names its product ANTXR cell adhesion molecule 2a (gene antxr2a). NCBI's taxonomy places the organism in Eukaryota, Metazoa, Chordata, Actinopteri, Siluriformes, Bagridae. Bases 360 to 1796 code for a protein of 478 amino acids. Gene Ontology annotation, cellular component: membrane. The record is from RefSeq and is a predicted model, not a curated record. Gene Ontology annotation, molecular function: signaling receptor activity. The transcript is spliced from 17 exons.